Diaporthe citri is the source of this 1269-nucleotide messenger RNA. RefSeq lists its product as uncharacterized. NCBI's taxonomy places the organism in Eukaryota, Fungi, Ascomycota, Sordariomycetes, Diaporthales, Diaporthaceae. The coding region runs from base 1 to 1269 and encodes 422 amino acids. The record is from RefSeq and is a predicted model, not a curated record. The transcript has a single exon.
AUGUCGCCAAGUGCUAUUCAAGAAAGCGUCGACCACGUCCCAGCUCUGACCCAGGGGACCACUCAGCCUCCGUCAGAAGCCGACUUCUCCACCUUCCGGUCCCUCGUCCCCCUUGUAGCUGACGACAAGAUCACCUACCUCAAUGCCUCCUACCAACCACCUUCCAACCUAGUCAUCCACGCUGCCAUGACGAAAUAUGCCUCUGAAGGACUCUACAGCCCCCACCCCAAGCCCCAGUGGCAAACCGCCGUCGAGGACACCCGUUCGCUCGUAGGACGGUAUAUCAACGCCGACCCAUCCUCAAUAGCCUUCACCCGCGACACCACAGAGGGCCUGGGCUACUUCAUCCGAAGCCUCAAGGUCGAGCCCGGCGACAACGUGGUCGUCCUGGACACAGAGCACCCCAACCACGUGUACGGGUGGAUGACCCUGCGCAAGGCCGGCGUCGAGGUCAGGCAGGUGCCCACCAUCCCCGAGGCCCAGCGGACCGGCAAGGUCACCGCCGCAACCGCCGAGACGUUCGCGCCGUACGUCGACGAGCGCACCCGCGCCAUCGGCCUCAGCUCCGUCAUGUUCCACAGCGGGCAGUGGAACGACGUCGCCGGCAUCAGCGCGGCGUUCAGGCCCCGCGGCAGCCACGUCCUGGCGGACCUCACGCAGCAGGUCGGCUUCGCCGAGGUCGACGUGCGGGCCCUGGGCGUCUCGGCGGCAGCCUUCAGCCUCCACAAGGGCCUCAACUGCCCGACGGGGUUCUCGGUCCUGUAUGUGGACCCGGACUUCAUCGCGAAGAACGAUCCGUCCCCUCCGAUUGCUGGCUACGGCGCCGUCAGCAACGUCCGGGCUGACCUGCUGGUCCCUCCCGAGGAGGUCGUGUACCACCCGACGGCGCGGCGGUACGAGCACUUGAACCUCAGCCUGGUCGGUGCAGCUGCUGCGAAGGCGUUCUUGACCCUCUACCUGGACUCCAUGGUCCCGAGGCGUGUGCAGGAGCACCUCUAUCGGCUUGGUGAUGUCCUGAGGGAACAGUGCAGUGCCAUAGGGGUGAAUAUUGUUGGGCCUGCCACGAGGAAAGAACACGCACCUCAUCUGUACAUCCUCGAUUUGCAUGAUCUGAGAUGGGUGGACCUGUUGAAAGAAAGCGGCAUAUUCGUCACACCCUAUCGUCUGGGCAUCAGGGUGUCGUUUGGCUUUUAUAACAACUCAUCGGACGUGAAGAAGCUUGCAACCGUUCUCAGGGCUGGAGUUGAUCAGGGUCUUCCUUUGCCAUAG